AUGCCAGCAUCAUUUGAAUGUGUUUGCUGCUCUGAAAGGCCACAAAUUGAAGAAAAAAUUAAGUUACUUGAAGACACAGUUCAAAGCGUAACUGACCAUCCAGGUUUUGAAGCUGUUUGCUUGAAUGUCUGGGUUUUACAAGCAGCAUAUUUUCAGUAUGGGCAAGAUUAUGUUACUACUAUGAUACCAGCAGCUAUUAAAAUGCGUUAUCGAUAUGUGGCAUAUUGUCAGUUUGUUCGAUGGAUAAUGGGUUGGCUAGGGAAAGAUAUUAGAAUCACUUUGCCGUCUUGUGUGGUAAUAAAGAUUAGAGAAGAAUUCCCUUCAUCUACUUACAAAGGGUUUGAAUAUCCUGACUUAUAA
Messenger RNA from Amphimedon queenslandica, 360 nucleotides. RefSeq lists its product as uncharacterized. NCBI's taxonomy places the organism in Eukaryota, Metazoa, Porifera, Demospongiae, Haplosclerida, Niphatidae. The record is from RefSeq and is a predicted model, not a curated record. Bases 1 to 360 code for a protein of 119 amino acids. The transcript is spliced from 2 exons.